AUGGCGGCCAAAUCCAGGGCGAGAGUGCUGAUCACUCGUUUGAUGUCCACUGCGGGGACGGGCUACUUUUACACUACCAAGAGAUUGCGCGUAGCUGAUAAAUUGGCAAAGAUGAAGUAUGAUCCUGUUGGUGAGUUUUUUUUUUCUACCUUUGCACAUUAUUGGCUGGUCGGGCUGGCAUUGGCGGACAAGGAUACGAGAGAGACUUUUUGCAAGGAGCGUUGAAUGGUACUAGCCAAGGUCGUCAGAGGGUGAGAAGCGUUAGCGUUGGCCUGGACUGAGCUGGGGCCGGGCUUCUUGAAGAAAAGGGAGGAAGCUUGGUCUGCACCGGACCUGAUCACCACUUGCCGGAAAACUCGCAACGUUUCGACUUUGUUCUUCGUCAAAAAGAUUGCUGCUGAAAGCGCCCUUGCUCUGCUCAUGCUGCUCUUCCAGUCAAGAGGCACGUCCUCUUCAAGGAAGUCAAAAAGUAA
Messenger RNA from Ceraceosorus bombacis, 473 nucleotides. NCBI's taxonomy places the organism in Eukaryota, Fungi, Basidiomycota, Exobasidiomycetes, Ceraceosorales, Ceraceosoraceae. The record is from the annotation of a GenBank genome assembly.